This is a messenger RNA of Sorex fumeus (smoky shrew), 2305 nucleotides long. RefSeq names its product G1 to S phase transition 1 (gene GSPT1). Gene Ontology annotation, biological process: translation. Gene Ontology annotation, cellular component: translation release factor complex. NCBI's taxonomy places the organism in Eukaryota, Metazoa, Chordata, Mammalia, Eulipotyphla, Soricidae. The record is from RefSeq and is a predicted model, not a curated record. The coding region runs from base 354 to 1850 and encodes 498 amino acids. The transcript has 15 exons. Gene Ontology annotation, molecular function: GTP binding; translation release factor activity; GTPase activity.
UGGACCCGGGCAGCGGCGGCGGCGGCAGCGGCAGCAGCGACUCGGCGCCCGACUGCUGGGACCAGGCGGAGCCGGAGGCGCCCGGCGCGGGCCCGGCGGCGCCCGAGGCCCCGCGGGAGCCCCUGAGCGCGGCCUUCGGCCGGCAGCUCAACGUCAACGCCAAGCCCUUCGUGCCCAACGUCCACGCCGCCGAGUUCGUGCCCGCCUUCCUGCGCGGCCCGGGCCCCGCGCCCCCGCCCGCCGCCGACCCCCAGCACGGAGCCGGCGGCGGCGGCGAGGGGGGCCCCGCGGCGCCCGGGGAUCCUUCUCAGGAGGAGCCAUCGUCGUGUGAAGGUUCGAACUCAGCUGUUAGCAUGGAACUUUCAGAACCUGUUGAAAACGGAGAGACAGAAAUGUCCCCAGAAGAAUCCUGGGAGCACAAGGAAGAGCUCAGCAUGGAGCCCCGGAGCGGGGGAUCCUCCGGAGACGCGCGGCCGGCCGAGGAGAGCGCCCAGGAGAUGAUGGAGGAGGAGGAGGAGAUCCCCAAGCCAAAAUCGGUGCUCGCGCCUCCGGGGGCCCCGAAGAAAGAGCAUGUGAACGUGGUCUUCAUCGGGCAUGUUGAUGCUGGCAAGUCCACCAUCGGAGGGCAGAUAAUGUAUUUGACUGGAAUGGUGGAUAAAAGGACACUUGAGAAAUAUGAACGAGAAGCUAAAGAGAAGAACAGAGAGACUUGGUACUUGUCUUGGGCCUUAGACACAAAUCAGGAAGAAAGAGACAAGGGCAAAACAGUAGAAGUUGGUCGUGCCUAUUUUGAAACAGAAAAGAAGCAUUUCACAAUUCUGGAUGCCCCUGGCCACAAGAGUUUUGUCCCGAAUAUGAUCGGUGGUGCGUCCCAAGCUGAUCUGGCUGUCCUGGUGAUUUCUGCCAGGAAAGGGGAGUUUGAAACCGGAUUCGAGAAAGGGGGCCAGACCAGAGAACACGCGAUGCUGGCGAAGACGGCGGGCGUGAAGCACCUGAUCGUGCUCAUCAAUAAGAUGGACGACCCCACCGUGAACUGGAGCAAUGAGAGAUACGAAGAAUGUAAAGAGAAGCUAGUGCCAUUUUUGAAAAAAGUCGGCUUCAACCCCAAAAAGGACAUCCACUUCAUGCCUUGCUCGGGUCUGACGGGCGCGAACCUCAAGGAGCAGUCCGAUUUCUGUCCCUGGUACAGUGGAUUACCAUUUAUUCCGUAUCUGGAUAACUUGCCAAACUUCAAUAGAUCCGUCGAUGGACCAAUCAGGCUGCCAAUUGUGGAUAAGUACAAGGACAUGGGCACGGUGGUCCUGGGGAAGCUCGAGUCGGGAUCCAUCAGUAAGGGCCAGCAGCUUGUGAUGAUGCCCAACAAGCACAACGUGGAAGUCCUUGGAAUUCUUUCUGAUGACGUGGAAACCGAUUCCGUAGCCCCUGGUGAAAACCUCAAAAUCAGACUGAAAGGAAUUGAAGAAGAGGAGAUUCUUCCCGGAUUCAUCCUUUGUGAUCCUAAUAAUCUGUGUCACUCUGGACGCACGUUUGAUGCACAGAUCGUGAUCAUAGAGCACAAGUCCAUCAUCUGCCCCGGCUACAACGCGGUGCUGCACAUCCACACCUGCAUCGAGGAAGUCGAGAUCACAGCCUUAAUCUGCUUGGUAGACAAAAAGUCCGGAGAGAAGAGCAAGACCCGACCCCGUUUCGUCAAGCAAGAUCAAGUGUGCAUUGCGCGCCUGAGGACGGCUGGGACCAUCUGCCUUGAGACCUUCAAGGACUUCCCUCAGAUGGGUCGCUUCACCUUAAGAGACGAGGGUAAGACUAUUGCGAUUGGAAAAGUUCUGAAACUGGUUCCAGAGAAAGACUAAAGCAUUUUCUCGAUGACCCUGCACAAUGCUGUGAGGAAAAGUGACUGCAGAAGCCGACUUCACACCGCCUUCUCUUCCUUUCUGCCCGUUGACCAGCCUCUCCCCAUACUUCGCAAAGAGAAAAUUCACAGCAAAAGUCCACAUUAUGUCAGCUUUCUCAUAUUGAGAGCUCUGCUAUGCCACUGUUGAAUUUCUCCCGGAUUUUUUUUUCUUUUUUUUUUUUCUUUUCCUCUCCUCAAACUCCGCUUCCUUGGACAGAUUUGGCAAUAGCUUUGUAAGUGAUGUGGACGUAGUUGCCGACAAUAAUGAAACCCUACAGGAAUUUUUUAUUUUCCAUUUCCCGUCUAGGCAUCCUUCGUCUCUUUUCCCCAGGGGGAUCAUUCGGACCGUGCGUGCGUGUGCACACGUUUCAGAGACAACCACCAUGUUAAUAAAAUAUUCGAUUUGAAACCUUU